AUGCCGCCGGACCGACCAGUGGAUUCUCCACGGUGGUCGCCGACCCCAAGCGACGCUGCUUCUCACGGGGAUGCGGAGGAAGUGGGUUACCGACGCGAACAGUCGACGUUGUUCCCUCCUCUUACCAACAGUCCUCUGACGCUCCACUCGUACAAAGACUCGUCGGUGUCGUCUCUGUUGUUUGGCCUCUUAUGUUGCUUGCUGAACAUUGCCCUCUACCUGGUCAGCGGCGAGAUUUCACGCCUGCUGCAGCAGGAAAGAGAGCUCCAGAGGCAUCAGUCCCUUCACUAUGUGUGCCCCCCUCUAGUAGACGAAGCUGGCAGACGGCAGAACCCGCAGCGCCCGAUCAUCCCUAGCUUUGUCGACAAGAGCGAAGGGCCAGGCCAUCCUGAUGAACGCUCAUGCUCCGCUUUGAAGGCCCGUCCAUCCGCGGAGAACGACGCGGAGGACCACGAAGACUUGGCAAGGACGCAGCAACUGCCUUGCCGCCAGCUGUUGUCUUGCACAUCGCCAAACACGACUUCAGAUGUCUUGGGUGACCUUCUAGGCUAUGGUUCAGUGGAGAAGGAUCUUCAUCAGCCGUUGAUAUCUGGGGAGGCAUGCACGGCAGUGAGUGGACUAGUAUUCACACGAACAGCAACGGAGAAGGACGUUUCGGAUUUCAUUGAACAGGCUUUUGAAAAUGAGGACUGCACGGACCCCGCAGAGACGGUCCCGUGGGAGGCAAAUAUAGAAGAUGUCUUAUUGUGCACCCCUGUACAAGAACCUGGCGAGGCGCCAAUGCCGAGUGAAGAUGCCCCGGAGCCUCAGGCCUUAGCUACAAGACGACAAAACGAUUCCGAUACAUGUGCAGAGCGGGAAACUGUGGCGCAGCCUCAGGUCGUGCAACGGGAGGACCCAACACUCCCGGAGGACUCAAAAUGUUCUCGCUUCAGAACUCUUUUUGCGUCGUGGUCGAGAGCGAUUGGAAGGGGCUUGACGCGGUUCGCUGCAGAGGUCCUCGAACCUUUCUGGAUUCACAGCAUCCAACACCCCUUUUCUAGAUUCAUAGGAGCUCCACUGCGGCAGCGCAUCUGUACUCCGUACAUCAGAGAUACGUACCAAAUUGUCAGGAACUUUGUGGAAGCAGACAUGCAGUAUUCCAGUUUCAAAGAACUGGUUUGGGCGUGCAUGUGGAUCGGAGCCCUCUAUCUGCUUCAUUCGUGGGCGUGGACUCUCGCUGUGGGCAAGGACGGAAUGAGCGUGGGGACUGUGACUGCCAUAUAUAACACGAACCCGGUGUUUGUUUUUCUCUUUACGGCAUUCCUUUACAAAGAAGGCACCGACGACUGCGUGCAGAUUGCCGCCCUCGCGCUGGCGACGCUUGGAGUUGCGGUGAUCGCCUAUCACAAUGAGGGUGAGCCGACUUCGACCUCCGGCGUUUUUCUGUCCGUCGCGUGCGCCGCUUGUUACGGCCUGUUCGAAGUGGUUUACAAGAACUACAUUCUGAAUGCGGCAGACUGGCUAAGCGGGGGAGGUGGGGGAGUCGGCGGCAUUGGCAGCUGCUUCAUUGCCAGUGCCUUCUUGAUCACAUCCGUGAACGAGUGGAGGAUUCAGAGCCGGGAAAAAGCUAGAACCUACAGGCGGCUCAUCUCGCUUGCGGAGCUGCAUCCUCACGAGUAUGCCGAGCUCAGAAAACUUAUGGAGUUGCCUGACUUACCGCAGCCCCGAUCCCGUCGAAGAACGUGUCUUUUCGGACGUACCUCUUCAGAAGCAGAACCAUCCGAGGAUAGUGAACCAUCCUUGGAAUCUAUUGCUGCUCAGCUCGUUGCACGAAAGAAAGAUGAAGACGUCGGCGCCGAGCUCAAGGAGGUUCUCUGCGUUUUCACUGUUCCUGAUGACGACGAAAUCCUCAUUGCCGAAGACACCGGCGCGGCACUCUGA
Molecule: messenger RNA, 1923 nt
Organism: Neospora caninum
Lineage: Eukaryota; Apicomplexa; Conoidasida; Eucoccidiorida; Sarcocystidae
Exons: 3
Coding region: 1-1923 (640 amino acids)
Source: RefSeq, a predicted model, not a curated record